Messenger RNA from Funneliformis geosporum, 702 nucleotides. NCBI's taxonomy places the organism in Eukaryota, Fungi, Glomeromycota, Glomeromycetes, Glomerales, Glomeraceae. The record is from the annotation of a GenBank genome assembly.
GAAAAAAUCCUGCUCAAGUUGAACAAGAGAUAAACGACUUAAUUGCUAGUGGGGAGAAGGCUAAUCAAGACUUAGCAAGUGAAAAGAAGCGGGUUGAAAGAGAAUCCAAAGCAAGGAUGGACAGUUUAAAUAAUGAUUUGCAAACCAAAGAUGACUCAAUUAACAGUCUACAAACUGAUUUAUCACAAAUAAGAGCUGAAAACGACCACCUAAAAAAUUAUACUUUAAAAACCGCCCAAGAAAAACUUAGUAAAUGGGUUACCACCUUUAAAGGUCAAGAAGCUUAUGAGGUGGAACGGGAACUUAACAAACCCAAAAAACCUGAAGACAUUCGCAAAGAAUAUGAUAAAUUGGCCACUAACCAAAAACCAACCGAUUACGAACAACUUAAACAAGAUUUAGAAAAAUGGACUAAUGUUUUUAGUGAUCCGGAGUUUCAAGGAAAGGAACCAACCCAAAUUAAGGCGAUCAUAGAACAGUAUAAAGACCAAUUAAAGUUGCGUGAAAGCGACUUAUUAACUAAGUAUCGGGAAGAUAUUAACCGCUUAGUGGACAGUAAUAUUAACAGGUUAAAACAUGUUAGUAAGGAUUCAUUGCACAAUAAAUACGGAGGAAGAAAGGUGGAUAAGAUUGCCGAAUCCGGAUUAACUUUAGAAAAUGUGCUAGCUUGUAAGCAGAACCUAAAUGCGGUGAUGGCUAUUU